AGAAAAUAAGCAAAUGGCAAUAGAAUACAAACGUCAAAUCUGGUAGAAAAAAUCACUUUGUCGCUUCACAUAUUUUCGAUAGAAAUAAAUAAAAUUACAAAUUGAAUAUUUAAUAUAUAACCUAGCAUUUAAAUUACGUGCUACUAAAACAGAAAACUGCCUGAUAUCAGAUACUGAUAAGUUAGCGAGUACUGACGGAAGUGUGCGGGGACCCGUGUUUACAAAUUGUUCGCGUUGACUUCGCCAAAAUCGUCGAAACACUUCAAAACGCCAGUAGCUCCAAGCGUGAGCGUUCAAAAACAUUUACCAUAACCACUCUCGAAACACGAGUCGCGUUGCUGAUCGCUUUUGUGAUUUCUUCUGAUGAACACGACUGAGUGAAGGCAGCGGUACGCCUAGAUAAAAUACACAAGACCCGAAGAAAAGAGUCAUCACCUGAGAGCUUGAAACGUGUUAGCGGUCGCCCCAUAAAAUCAGUCGUCGUCGCCACUUCGCUCGCGUUAAACGUGCCACUUUCAUUUGCAAUCCCAGCAAUUUGAUAACUGCUCUCCAUACAUAAAUUAUAGUACGCACGCGUCUAACGGAAGUAAACGCCAUUAAAUAAUCUUUAAAAUUUUCUUAUACUUCAAAAUAUUUGUACAAUAUGGCCGAUAAAACCAGCGUUUGCAUUGUGGGCUCAGGAAACUGGGGUUCGGCAAUAGCUAAGAUUGUGGGUGCUAAUUGCGCGAAUCUUCCGCAAUUCGAACCGUGUGUGAAUAUGUAUGUGUAUGAGGAACAAAUAGAUGGGAAAAAAUUAACGGAAAUCAUAAAUACUACCCAUGAAAAUGUUAAAUAUUUGCCAGGACACAAGCUACCUCCAAAUGUGGUCGCUGUACCGGAUCUCAUUGAAGCGUGCAAAAACGCUGAUAUUCUCAUUUUCGUUGUGCCACAUCAGUUCAUCCCGAACUUCUGCAAAACGCUUUUGGGUAAAAUUAAGCCCAAUGCUAUAGCUAUUUCGCUGAUUAAGGGCUUUGACAAGGCCGAAGGCGGUGGCAUCGAUCUUAUUUCCCACAUCAUUACCCGCCAUUUGAAGAUUCCCUGCUCUGUGCUUAUGGGUGCCAAUUUGGCUAAUGAAGUGGCGCAGGGUAACUUCUGCGAAACUACAAUUGGUUGCCGGGAUAUUAAGUACUCUAAACUACUGCGUGAUCUCUUCCAAGCUGAUUUCUUCCGAGUUGUUGUGGUGGAAGACGCUGAUGCCGUUGAAGUUUGUGGUGCGCUCAAGAACAUUGUUGCCACCGGUGCUGGUUUCAUCGAUGGUCUAGGUUUAGGUGACAACACUAAGGCAGCCGUCAUUCGAUUGGGUCUGAUGGAAAUGGUACGAUUUGUUGAUGUUUUCUACCCAGGCAGCAAGCUAUCAACAUUCUUCGAGAGCUGUGGUGUUGCUGAUCUGAUUACCACUUGCUAUGGUGGUCGUAACCGUCGCGUUGCAGAGGCUUUUGUGAAAACCGGAAAAACUAUCGAACAACUCGAAAACGAAAUGUUGAAUGGACAGAAAUUGCAAGGUCCCCCCACCGCCGAAGAAGUGAAUUACAUGCUGAAGAACAAGGGCUUGGAAGAAAAAUUCCCACUGUUCACGGCCAUUCAUAAGAUCUGCACAAGUCAGUUGAAAGUUCAAGAUUUUAUUGAUUGCAUACGUAAUCACCUCUGAGCAUAUGUAAGUUGAUGUGUUCUUUAGUGCACUUUUUCCUCUUACAAUGAGCUUCCUAAAGCAGUAAUUCCACUAAAGCAAUAUUCCUUAUGAAUCAAAAUUUUCCCUUUGAAAUUUGUUUCCUCCUUAAUGUUUCCAUUAAAAGUUGUUCUUAUUUUGUAACCUGA
This is a messenger RNA of Rhagoletis zephyria (snowberry fruit fly), 1854 nucleotides long. RefSeq names its product Glycerol-3-phosphate dehydrogenase 1 (gene Gpdh1). Gene Ontology annotation, biological process: carbohydrate metabolic process; glycerol-3-phosphate catabolic process. NCBI's taxonomy places the organism in Eukaryota, Metazoa, Arthropoda, Insecta, Diptera, Tephritidae. The record is from RefSeq and is a predicted model, not a curated record. Gene Ontology annotation, cellular component: cytosol. Gene Ontology annotation, molecular function: glycerol-3-phosphate dehydrogenase [NAD(P)+] activity; protein homodimerization activity; NAD binding.